CUAUGAACUCCAUUUCUUCUCUAUGCUCCCCUUUGCUUCCUCCACGACCUUCUUCAAGUUUACGGCCUCAGAAAAUGGGUUUCCGGCGGCGGCGGAAGGUAUCAGUUGUUGCUGAAAAAAGAGAUGCAUGCGACUGGGAUUUCGGGGGACGGCUGGUGGAUGAGAGUAUGAUAGUACUGAGAAGAAGGAUUCAUGAGAAGAAGAUGGUGGAAAGGAAUUACGAGCCUCCAAUGGAUUGGAUGGAGUGGGAGAAGAAGUAUUACACGAGUUAUGAUGCUAGCAUCUGUAAAGCAGUUGGGGUCUUGCAGUCCCUAUUGAUGAACACCAGACCCAGCUUGGCUCUUGGGAUGGUGGCGCUUGUUGCAUUGAGUGUUCCCACAUCUAUGGUCUUGGUUAUGUUACACUUGAUGAAUGGGAUUCAUCUACUUAACUGAUACAUCAAUCUCCCAUAAAUUUUUUUUUUUGGCUCAUUAUAAGUGUAGAAAAGAAACAUUAAUUAUUGGUUGUUUCUUAUUAUUACCAAAGUAUUAGAGUGAAAGGUUGUAACAUUCUUCUGAUUGUUACGUUAAUGUCUCAUUCUCACAAGUUAUUUAAGACAGUAAAAAUAGAUGUUUCAA
Molecule: messenger RNA, 617 nt
Organism: Macadamia integrifolia
Lineage: Eukaryota; Viridiplantae; Streptophyta; Magnoliopsida; Proteales; Proteaceae
Exons: 1
Coding region: 3-434 (143 amino acids)
Source: RefSeq, a predicted model, not a curated record